Messenger RNA from Aedes albopictus (Asian tiger mosquito), 4102 nucleotides. RefSeq names its product S-adenosylmethionine synthase (gene Sam-S). The transcript has 8 exons. The coding region runs from base 339 to 1658 and encodes 439 amino acids. Gene Ontology annotation, biological process: S-adenosylmethionine biosynthetic process. The record is from RefSeq and is a predicted model, not a curated record. Gene Ontology annotation, cellular component: cytosol. Lineage: Eukaryota; Metazoa; Arthropoda; Insecta; Diptera; Culicidae. Gene Ontology annotation, molecular function: ATP binding; methionine adenosyltransferase activity.
UCUCUUUUCCACAAAGUUUUGCAAAGUAAAGACGGGCCCAAGUGAGGCUCCCGCGAGUGCUUUUCAAAUAACUAAAAUUAGGAGAUAAAGUCUGCCUACACUUUGAUUAAAAUCAGUGAGUGGUCGGAUAAAUCGGUGCGGAAAAGUUCGAUUCUAAUCAAAAUUUGUGUUUUUCCUCCUUACCUGUGUGAUUAGGGUGCUCCGAUCCAAAUCGGGUAAACAAGCCGCAAAAAGUGCGACUGUCCAAAGUCGGUCUCCUGUGGAAGUGCUCGUGUGCGAAAAGAGGAAAUUCUGCUGCAGUUUUUAAUCGGAAGUGAAGUGACAAAAAAGACUCAAAAAUGCCGCAGACCAAAGCAACCAAUGGUUUUGCCACCAAUGGCCACAAUGGCUACGAAAUGGAAGACGGGUGCUCGUUUUUGUUCACCUCGGAGUCGGUUGGCGAGGGACAUCCAGACAAGAUGUGCGAUCAGAUCAGUGACGCCAUCCUGGAUGCACAUUUGCAGCAGGAUCCCAACGCCAAAGUUGCCUGUGAAACCAUCUCAAAGACUGGAAUGAUCUUGCUGUGCGGAGAGAUCACCUCGAAGGCCGUCAUCGAUUACCAGAAGAUCGUUCGUGAAACCGUCAAGCACAUCGGUUAUGAUGAUUCCUCAAAGGGCUUCGAUUGGCGUACAUUGAAUUUGUUGGUCGCGAUUGAACAGCAGUCGCCGAACAUUGCUCAGGGUGUGCACAUUGAUCGCGACGAGGAUAAUGUUGGCGCUGGAUUCGAUUACAAAACCUGUAACGUAUUGCUUGCGCUGGAUCAACAAUCACCCAACAUUGCCGCUGGAGUGCAUGUGAACCGUGCUGAGGAGGAAGUCGGCGCCGGAGACCAGGGCUUGAUGUUCGGUUAUGCCACUGACGAAACGGAAGAAUGCAUGCCGUUGACCGUAGUGUUGGCUCAUCGGUUGAACGAACGUAUCGCCGAGCUGCGCCGUAGCGGUGAGUUCUGGUGGGCUCGUCCGGAUUCAAAAACCCAGGUCACCGCAGAGUACGUGUUCGAGUCGGGUGCAUGCAUUCCCCAGCGAGUACACACUAUCGUGGUGUCGCUGCAGCACUCAGACAAGAUCGGUCUGGAAGAGCUCCGCAAGAACAUCAUGGACAAGGUCAUCAAGGAUGUUAUUCCAGCCAAGUACUUUGACUCGAACACCAUCGUGCACAUCAACCCGUGCGGUUUGUUCAUCAUCGGAGGACCCCAGGGUGACGCUGGCCUAACCGGUCGUAAGAUCAUCGUUGACACCUAUGGAGGUUGGGGUGCCCACGGAGGUGGUGCCUUCUCGGGCAAGGACUUCACAAAGGUCGAUCGCUCUGCUGCAUACGCUGCACGUUGGGUGGCCAAGUCUCUGGUGAAGGCCGGCAUCUGCCGGCGCUGUUUGGUGCAGGUUGCAUAUGCCAUCGGUCUUGCUGAGCCGCUCUCGAUCACAGUAUUCGAUUAUGGAACCUCUAAGUAUAGCCAGAAGGAGCUGCUGAACAUCGUUUCGAAGAACUUCGACUUGCGUCCGGGAAAAAUUGUCAAGGAUCUUAAACUGAGGACACCAUUCUACCAGCGUACCAGCACAUACGGACACUUCGGACGCGAAGGCUUCCCAUGGGAGGAGCCCAAGGAGCUGGUGAUGAAUUGAUUGGCAGCAGCUGGAGCCGUUGCUUGCGGUGGUAGCGGGGGCGAUUCGUUAGCUGCCAUUACCACUGUACGCAGUAGCGACGAGGCUACACCAGUAGUUUUAAAGAAAGCCAAGCUAGACGUUUAAGAGUAAUAUUCGAGCAUGAAUAGGGUUUAUUUUAAUCUGAAUUUUCAUCAGUUUUUUUUACGCGUGUAGGUGUCUCGUAUAAGUUCCCGUGACAGCUGAGUAUAGUUAGAUACAGCAGCCCUUUCCAGAGUCAAUAGUCGGAUUGUGUCAUAUUUUGGGCGGAAAAUAGUUUUUUUUUUUGUAUUUUCAAAGUUUAUGUUUUGUCCUUGCUGACAAUGUGAUCCCUGUACCAAUUUUUCGUACACUAAUGAAAAGUAUCCUUCCAAUUUACACAUUCAUAAUACUACUUCAAGGUGAAUCAAAAUUACCAGUCUUAAACAUUCGAAUCGUGUAGGAAAGAACAAAAAGUUUAGGAAAUCGUGAUCAAUAGAGUUUAAAAAUUGUAAAAGAAUUUCUUCGCUGUUGCCGCCUUUGUUAGUUGGUUAGCCCAAGUCUUACUUAAAACACAAAAACCAUCGCAAGAAAAUUAUGUAACCAUCGCAACAAUGUCUCUACAAUUAGUUUGUACGCUUACUUACACACAUACACACUGAACAAUUUGGUAAAACAACAAAUAGUGGUAUGUAUACAAAAAUAAAAGUGACAUAGUGUUUACAGAAAAUACACAACUACAAAAACAAAAAAGUCAUAAAAAAUAACAAAAAAAGUAGAAACAUGCUGCUUGAAGCGGUUAGAUAAAAAAACGGAUCCGUGAUGCUUCGACAAAGCUAGACCAUUUGGUUGGCCACAGUAGGAACCCCGAUCAAGUGCGCUUCCAGCGUAACAUCUCUUGGAAGUGCUGCCUGCUGCAAAAUUCGUUGUAUGACGUGAAAAAAAUCAGUUCAAUUGUUUCAUAGCGAUAUAUAUUUUUGGAUUGAAUGGAGAAUUCUACAAGGACGUGAGAUGAAACAUGGAGAAGGUACGCUUUAGAUUCUACAAUUGCCAUGUUGCAAACGUGAAUCGAGGAAAUCGGCAUGAAACCUAAAAUAUAUAGAAUAUGAAACAGUUGCAAGUUAAAACUUCGUUGAAUCUGGAUUAUGCUCUUUUUAAAAAUACAAUCACUUGUUUUCUAGGAGUCAUCAGAAACAUCGACAAGCGUGUUUGUCCAUUGACGCAUUUAGCAAGGCAAUAUUUUAACGUUUAAGAAUCGAAUGGUGCUUUUUGAGGGUGAAGCUUAAUGAUGGCAUACUAAAUUUGUCAUCCAUAGAACAGCCGUAAUAGUGUUCUGAAAAGAUUAACGGAUUACAUCAAUUAACUGCCAAUUUUUGUUUUGAUUAGUUAAUAAUGUAACAACACACAUUCGAUAGACCUAAAACACGCUGCUCUAACAGAACAAUAUAAACAAAAAAGUCAUGGAAUCUCCUCUCAUUCUGUAGGUUGCUGUAUUUAUAAAAUUCAAAAUCCAUAAAUUUGAAUUCUAGGGAUACACAACCAGCCACAGAAUAAGACACAUAGCAUUAAAAACAUUUUGCUCAAUUGGUAGCACACACAUAGUAGUCGACAUUCAUCUACAGGAAUGCGACGUUUCUUUUCCAAAAAAAACGGGCAGCCCCGAUGUCACCAACCUGCGCCGGAUGUUUGUUCCAAAGACACGAACCUACAUCCGGAAGGCUAAUAGGCCUGACAUCGUCGCUGGGUCACGCCCUUUAACACGAAUAAUCUCAAUAAUCCACACGCAACGAAGUUUAUUUUUUUCACAUGUUCAUACACGUUUUGUGUUGUGUUUACGUAAAGGAAUUUAUUUGUGGAAAAGAGCCAUUUCGAAAACACUCCGGUCCGCCGAAUGGUUGAAAAGUGCUUGCGGUACAGCAAAAAAAUCAGAAAAAUACAUAAAAUAGUUUCUUACUUUUACGGAUGUAACUGCCCAAGAUGUUAGUGUGGUUUUAUGUUUUGCUAAAAUUUCACCGGUAGGAAGAGGCAGAUUCACCACACAACUUUCCUAAGCGCGUUUCAUUUGAACGGAAAUUUUGACAAAAUGAGGAAUCUAACGUUGGAAUGCACGUUACGUAAAGUACAUUUAACAAAAACAAAUAUAACCUAAACCAGAAAAUUUAAACAUAAAAAAAUUGUACCGCGACACGCUUUGCGAGGGCUCGGAUUCGACCAAAAACAGAGUUUGAAUAGUUUUUAUUUGUCUUAAAUGAAUAUUCCCUAAGAUACGAUUUACUUACUUACUGCUGAGAAGAAUGGAAAGCGAAGAAAUAAUAAAAGAAAAUGCAUACUUCAAUAUCAAUCAGCUGGAUUGAGUUUAAGGAACAAAAGCACGAUCAGAAAAUUUAAUAAAAAGCAGAAAAUAUGAAAAUAUAAAGCCCCACUACUUCUGGUAGAGUGAAAAUAAA